Molecule: messenger RNA, 1662 nt
Organism: Cynoglossus semilaevis (tongue sole)
Lineage: Eukaryota; Metazoa; Chordata; Actinopteri; Pleuronectiformes; Cynoglossidae
Product: kelch domain-containing protein 10-like
Exons: 11
Coding region: 514-1662 (382 amino acids)
Biological process (GO): positive regulation of stress-activated MAPK cascade
Molecular function (GO): protein binding
Source: RefSeq, a predicted model, not a curated record
UUCAUGUGCCUUUAUUGGAAGAUUAGGAGAUAGUUGACACAUCUGGAGCCAAUCCCAGCUAUCAACUGGGCAGGGCACACCCUGGACAGUUAGCCAGUUUAUCGCAGGUCCACAAAUAGAAACAAACAACAAAAUUCACACACUGUAUUAACCUAAUGUGUAAUAAUCCAAAAGACUUGUUGCUGCGGAGAUGUCCCGAAUUUACCUCUCGCCACCUGAAUGUGAAGUCUCUAGCUGCGCUCCUGUUUUUAAACUCGGGGACCUCCAAUCCACAGUUUUUACCAAGGGGUGGCGAUAAUGUGCCCUGCGUGCUCAAUCACUAUACAAAUAAAGAAGAGUGUCCUCCUUUCAACAACAGCAGAAGGAGGGGGAAGCGAAGCGUCUGUCUUCUGUCUUCUGCUCUGUUUGGCUGCCUCAGUUCCCAUGCCUCUGCUUCGUUUUGAAGUGAAGCCGCUUGUGCUGCUUGUCUGGCCGUGACCCGCCUUUCCCCCCGUGUGUGUUAGCACCGUUAAGAUGUCGUCGCCUCAGAACAGCAGGACCUCCAAUCGGCUCAUCAAGUUUGAGAAACUGUCGUGGAGGCCUUCCAUCAGAGACUCGGGUUUUAAGAAGCGAGCUCGAUGGCUUCAGGCUCGACGAAUCUUUUCCCAUUCCUGUCCCAACCUUAGAAUCCCAAACAGAUUUUUGCGUGAAGGACACUGCAUACCUCCUGCCCGCAGUGGACACCGCUGCGUCGCAGACAGCACCAACCUGUAUGUGUUUGGAGGCUACAACCCUGAUUUUGACGAGGCAGGUGGCUCAGAGAAUGAAGACUACCCACUGUUCAGAGAGCUGUGGCGCUUUCAUUUCGCCACAGCUUCAUGGCAGCUGGUGCAUACGGAGGGUUACAUGCCCACGGAACUGGCCUCUAUGUCGGCAGUUUUACAUGGCAACAAUCUGCUGGUGUUCGGCGGCACCGGGAUUCCAUUUGGCGAAAAUAAUGGCAACGAUAUCCAUGUUUGCAAUAUUCAGUACAAGCGAUGGAAUCUGCUCAACUGCAGAGGAAAGAAGCCCAACAAGAUCUACGGCCAGGCAAUGGUCAUCAUCAACGGCUACCUCUAUGUGUUCGGAGGAACAACUGGCUACCUUUACAGCACUGACCUUCACAGGCUCGACCUGACCACCAGGGAGUGGACGCAACUCAAACCCAACAACACACCCUCAGACCUACCAGAGGAGCGGUACAGGCACGAGCUGGUCCACGACAGACAACGGUUAUAUAUUUUAGGAGGCGGGACUUCCUGGAAAUCAUAUCCUCUUGAUAAAAUUCAUGCCUACAACUUGGAGACAAAUUACUGGGAAGAAAUACACACAAAACCUCAUGAAAAAAUAGGAUAUCCUGCAGCCCGGCGUUGUCACAGUUGCGUGCAGAUCAAGAGAGAGGCCUUUGUAUGUGGGGGUUAUAAUGGAGAGAUGAUCCUGUCAGAUUUGUGGAAGCUAAACCUGGAGACUUUUCAGUGGACCAAGCUGCCAGCAGAGAUGCCAGAACCUGCCUACUUUCACUGUGCUGCAGUCACACCGGCUGGCUGUAUGUAUGUCCAUGGCGGUGUUGUCAACAUGUCUGGGAACAAAAGGACAGGCUCCUUAUACAAAGUGUGGUUGGUGGUGCCCAGCUUGCGUGGAUGA